Medicago truncatula (barrel medic) is the source of this 1036-nucleotide messenger RNA. Its product is annotated as thaumatin-like protein. The record is from RefSeq and is a predicted model, not a curated record. NCBI's taxonomy places the organism in Eukaryota, Viridiplantae, Streptophyta, Magnoliopsida, Fabales, Fabaceae. Bases 143 to 892 code for a protein of 249 amino acids. The transcript has 2 exons.
GGUGUACAUAGGAGUAGCAUCAUCUUGCACAAAUCAAGCCAGAGAAACCCCAUUUCAUAUUCCCUUUAACUUUUGCCUUUUGUCGUCAUACAAAAUACAGUCUACAUAACCACAAAAGAGGUUUCAUUCCCAAUAUCACACCAUGGCUGCUUCCCUCUUCACCACUCUCUUCUUCACUGCUUUCCUUAUCGCAUACACUCCAGUAGUGAAGGUAUCAGCAGCAUCAGUAGUAUUUUACAACAAGUGUCCCCACCCAGUGUGGCCAGCAAUUCAACCCGGUGCCGGAAAACCCAUUCUGGCCCGCGGCGGCUUCAACCUCCCACCAAACAAAGCUUAUUCCCUCCAAGUCCCACCACAAUGGUCAGGCCGUUUCUGGGGCCGUCACGGCUGCACCUUUGACGCAUCAGGCCACGGCCAUUGCGCCACUGGAGACUGCGGCGGAUCUCUCUUCUGCAACGGCAUAGGCGGAACCCCACCAGCCACACUCGCCGAGUUCACAUUUGGGAAAGAUCUAGAUUUCUAUGACGUCAGCCUGGUCGACGGUUACAACUUACCGAUUUCCAUUACACCUUUUAAGGGAUCUGGAAAAUGUAGCUACGCUGGUUGUGUGAGUGAUCUAAACUUGAUGUGCCCAGUAGGGUUGCAGGUGAGGUCACGUGACAAGAAGCACGUGGUGGGUUGUAGAAGUGCUUGUGCUGCUUUCAACUCUCCUAGGUAUUGCUGUACUGGUAACUUUGGUACCCCACAGACCUGCAAGCCCACUGCUUAUUCAAGAAUCUUCAAAACUGCUUGCCCAAAGGCUUACUCUUAUGCUUAUGAUGACCCUACCAGUAUUGCUACUUGCACCAAUGCUAGUUACAUGAUCACUUUCUGCCCUCGUCACCGUCGUUGAUCAUCUAUCUUCGUUAAAUAAAUAUUUAUGUGAUGUCAUGGAUAUUAUUCUGUGUUUGGUACUAGCCUAGAUAGAAGUCUCUUUAAUGUUAUGUAGCAACUCUUAUCAUUAUAUUAUGUUGUUUUAGUUUAAUUUGGUUUUUAA